AUGGCGGCGAGCGUAGCUUCCCGUCGGCGGCUAAGCAGCGGGCGCGGCAACUUUCUACGCGACCUCGAAAUGCUGCAUUCACUUUCUUCGCGGCCCGACACCGGUUACGCAACCGACGCGACCGACAUAUCGCCGCAACGAAAGCGUCCCCGUUUUGCCGACACGUCCCGCGACAUCCGAACUGCGCAGAUCGUAAAACGAGCCCGCACGAGCCGUAGCCGGAUCGCGUGCGGCCAAACCAGUUUUGUGCUGCUCACUCCUCGUAUGCUGGCGCGCCCAUUACACUUU
Iphiclides podalirius (scarce swallowtail) is the source of this 288-nucleotide messenger RNA. The record is from the annotation of a GenBank genome assembly. Lineage: Eukaryota; Metazoa; Arthropoda; Insecta; Lepidoptera; Papilionidae.